This is a messenger RNA of Saccharomyces kudriavzevii IFO 1802, 1815 nucleotides long. RefSeq names its product Aep3p (gene AEP3). Gene Ontology annotation, molecular function: protein binding. The transcript has a single exon. Lineage: Eukaryota; Fungi; Ascomycota; Saccharomycetes; Saccharomycetales; Saccharomycetaceae. The record is from RefSeq and is a predicted model, not a curated record. The coding region runs from base 1 to 1815 and encodes 604 amino acids.
AUGAAUACUUUAAGGUGUUUAACACAUGCACUAUCGAAGAGUGGGAAGGAAGUUCCAAUACUAUAUCAGAAGGUAAUCUUUCCAGAUUUGUUCAAAGAGGAUGCGCCAAUUGCAGAUGUCAAGAAAGUGAGCGAAAGGGAAAUUACAGGUCCGAAACUGACACCACUACAUGGAAGGGCAGAGAAAUUUUUGCAGCACGGUGUGAAUUAUGAAAAGGAACAAGUCAAGGAAUACCUUUCAAAUUUGUCAACUUUAACACUUUCCAGAAAAAAUAUCAAGAAUGACUACGAUGAAGAACGCGCAAAACAAAUGUACAUGAUCUCUAAACAAAUGAAGUCUUCGAACAAGUUUCAGAAGCUUCUUAUGGCAAAAUCCCAAGAAUUUACGAGAGAAUUGUUGACAUUACUGAUAGAUUGUACAUCAGAUGAAGAGAACCCACGGCCUGAACGUUUUACUCGUAAAUUUCUCAAGUUCAGUAAUCAGGAAGUCCCUCCUCUCCCUGACUUUUCAAAGAAUCCUCAAAUGUUCGAAAGUUAUGUUGGAAUAUUAACUCAUACAGAGUUUAAUUUUCGUUCGUCCUCAAAAUUAAAUGGUAUUGUACGUAAGAUACUGCGGCAUCUACUUCACCCAAGCAAUAAGAUCACCUUUCCAUUGCGUUCUGCGCAGGUUUAUAAUGACGCAAUAUACUUUUUUAGUGAACACUUCGAUUUUGCGUCUUGUAGAGAAAUAUUUGCACAAAUGAAAGCCGAAGGAGCUAAACCGAACACAGUCACCUUCAAUCUUCUAUUGCGGAACAUUAUCAAAAAUUCACAUAUUAGGAAAACUAAACAUCCUGAUGAAGAGAUUUUUUUUUAUCUUAGGAAUAUGCGUAAACAUGGAGUCUCUGCAGAUAUCAUAACUUGGACGACAUGCUAUAAUUUUCUUCACGAUGAGGUUUCGAAACAAUUGUUUAUUGUACAGAUGGGUGAGCGUUUGGGAAAUUUUAACGUAGACUUCGUAUACACUGUACUAAAAAAUGGCGAUUAUAAAGCCGAGGACUGUUUGAAAGUCCUAGCAAUGAAUUCAUUGGCAAUCUCCCGGAAGAUUUUCUAUUUAUGUAUAGAAAGAUUAUUGAAGGAGGAACAGCUUAAAGCUGCUUCUAAGCUACUCAAUUAUGGUUUCCAACACUUGGGAAGUAAUUUUAAAUUGGACUCGGAGGCAAUGAACCAUUUUAUGCGCAUUUUUGCUGAGAAGGGAAGGAGUGACUUGGCAUUCCUUUGCUAUAAUACCUGCCGUAAGAUUUAUACAAUCAAACCAGACUCUCAAACAUUUGAAAUGUUGUUCAAAGCUUUGGUGAGAAAUGGUAACACCAAAAACUUUGGGACGGUUCUUCAGUAUAUCAAAAACUUAAAGGCUGCUGAAGGAUUUGGAUUGCGUAAAACUUAUUGGAGUGUUAAGGCGGAGUCAAUGCUUAAGUUCAGCAGCACCACUGUAGCUUCGGAGAAGUCACUUGAAAAGGCAAGCAAAUUGCUGGACACUCUAGUUGCUUCUACGAAUGGGUUUUCCUGGAAAGUUUGGAAAGAAAGCGAUUCUGCACAAAAAAAGAUAUUUCGAUUUUUAGGUUGUAUUCCCAUAACUUUACGUCCUAUGAGUACAAAACAGUGUCAUCAAAAGUCUGUGGGCCUACCUUCAGCGCUUUCUCAAAAAAAAACGGAAUACCGGCGUAGGAUUAAAGCAAUAGCUACCAAGGCUGCAUUUGAAAAGAAAAUGGCAUACAUCGAAGAUGGUGAUGUAGCUUUCAAGAAAGAACUACUGGAAAGAACAAUAACCAAGUAG